Molecule: messenger RNA, 2673 nt
Organism: Ectocarpus sp. CCAP 1310/34
Lineage: Eukaryota; Phaeophyceae; Ectocarpales; Ectocarpaceae
Source: the annotation of a GenBank genome assembly
AUGAAACAGGUCGAACGAUGCGUUGGGUACACGAGGGGGUCGCUGCAGGUUCUGAACCAGCUGAAACUGCCUCAUGAAACCGAGUACGUGGACGUGCGAGGGGCCGAGGAUGCCUUCGACGCCAUAAAGACCAUGAUGGUGAGAGGCGCGCCUCUCAUCGCGAUCGUCGCGGCCCUCGGCCUUGCCGUGGAGGCGUGCUCGGGGGCGACGCAGAAUGGCACGGCGCAAGAGGCAUCGUCCAUGCUGCACGAGAAGCUGGACUACCUGAAGACCUCGCGGGAGACGGCGGUGAACCUUGCCAACGCCUGCGAUGCCCUCAAGACUACGAUCUCCGGAGAAGCCGCGAGGGAGGGCAGCACGUGGAGUUCCACCGUGGAGGCUUUCGUCGGGGCCGCCGAGGCCAUGCUGGAAGAGGACGUCGCCGCGAACCGCCGGCAAGGGGGUUACGCCGUCGAGGCCCUUCAGUUGGAGCCGUCGUGCAAGGGAAAGGCCCGCCUCUCGGUUCUUACGCACUGCAAUACCGGAUCCCUGGCGACCGCUGGGUUCGGGACGGCUUUGGGCGUGAUUCGAGCUCUCGACGAAAAGGGUUUGCUGGCGAGCUGCUAUUGUACGGAGACGAGGCCUUACAACCAGGGCGCUCGCCUGACGGCGUACGAGUUUGUCGCCGACGGGCUGCCCGGAACGCUUAUCCCUGAUUCCGCCGCUUCUUUCCUCAUGGCUCAAGGGGUAGCAACUUUGCGAGGUGUGAACGGUGGAUUAGUCAGCAGCGGGAAGGGAAAAAGGGAAGUUCUAGCAGGACGCUACAAGAGACUUGGAGUGCCUUCGAAGAAUGAAGCUUUUGAAAAAGUGUUUAAGAAGGAGGUGGACGCAUGGGCCCAGAAAGCAGAAGAGACAUCGAAGGCAGACGUUGGAAACGUAGAACUAGAAAAGGAGUUCACUGAGGACGAGGUUGAGGCGUGUGUGAACAAGCUGCAGUGGCACAAAGCAGCAGGAGCGGAUGGGAUCGUCAACGAGUUCAUGAAGUUUGGGGGGAAGGGGAUGGUCCAGCUGAUGGGGGAUCACACUGUUGAAAACAUGUUCUGUAAGCUGCUGAACGAUAGGAUAGUGGGAACAUUGGAGAAGGAACAUAGCAUUAGUGAGGACCAGGCAGGUUUUCGAAAGAAGAGGGGGUGCGUAGACCACGCAUUCACGCUAGGGAGAAUCAUCCAAGGUAGAAAAAUGGCGGGAAAGCCGACGUACUGCUUCUUUCUGGACGCGAAAAAGGCAUACGACACCGUAUGGAGAAAUAGGCUGUGGAAACAACUGUCCAAGCACGGAAUCAAGGGGAAAAUGUGGAGAGCACUGAAGAAGACGACAGUGGAGCUGAGAGUAAAAAUUGACGCGGCGAAGAAGUUUACUGAUAAGUGGAGAUUGUCUGCCAACGUUAAGCAGAGUGCCGUCAUGUUAUGCAACGAGGACAGGGAGGAACUAGUAGAACAUAGAUGGAAGUGGGGGAUCGAGGAGCGUGCAGUAGUUGACCAGUACACAUACCUAGGAGUAGAGAUCGCACAAGACUGCUCGUGGAAUGCACACAUGUCCAAGGUAGCGAAAAGGGCAAAGCACGAGCAGGGAAGCUUGAAAGAACUCGAGGCGGCGCAGAUGAAAGCAGCGAAAACCAUCCUAGGAUGCUCCAGGCGCACAAGUAAUGCAGCCGUGAGGGCAGAAUUGGGGAUCCAAUCCCUACGGUCGGGAAGAGACGCGAGGAAGCUGACCUGGCAGUAUCGCAUGUGCGGGAUGGGAGAGGAGAGGUUGCCGAGAAUUGUAUGGGAGGCGAAGUGGGCAAACAAAAAGAGGGGUAGACAACCCACGGAAUGGGUCAAGGUUGUAGAGGACGUAUGGAAGGGGUUCGACAUCGACGAAGAUGAAAAGCUGGAAACGGAGGAACAGAAUCUAAGGAAAGAAACCGAGGAUGAGGAGGGUCUAGUAGUGUACGGAAUGUUGAAGGAAGGAAUAGGGUUCAAGGAUGACCUACAUGGACCAAUGGAUGCAGGGACAAAGCUUAAGGUCAAAUUCAGGACCGGGGAUGGGCCUUGGAGAACGUCGGCGAAGACAAAGGACGGGAGACGACGAAGACAAGUUCAAAUGGUAGCCGCCAACGGGGACACCGCGAACAAGAUAGGCACGCUGCAGCUCGCCAUCGCGGCGGCACACUACGGCAUCCCCUUCCUUGUCGUCGCGCCGCUCACGUCCUGCGACCCCGAGGUUUGCGUGCUGAUGGGGGUGUGCUUUUCUAAUCCGGGACUCCAAGGUUGGGACUCUUUAAGUACCGCCACCGGAGGCGGCAUCAGCAUCGAAGAACGCCCGGCAUCGGAACUCAAGACUGUGGCUGGCAUCAAGAUAGCGCCGGACGGUGUCUCCGCUUGGAACCCUGCGUUCGACGUCACCCCGGCCAGGCUCAUCACCGCGAUAGUCACGGACAAAGGAUGUGUGCCUAGGAAGGAGGCGGCAGAGGACAAGGAGUUCGACGUCAAGGCGUUCUGCCAAGCGAUGUCCACCGGCGAGAGACGACCGGAUCAGCCAGCCCCCGUCCCGGAAGCCACCGCGCCCUCGGCUUCAUUAGAAAUCCCUGAGGGAUACCGCGCUCUGACCGGAGAGGGGGCGAUAGCCGAGUACCUCGCGGGCCUCCCCAAGUAA